AUGAGGUGGCUAUCUUUCUUCACCGCGAUGCUUGCAUCACUCGCCCCCAUCACCACCGCAGCACCCCGUCCCGCGGCCGUGUCCCACAACCUCGCACCUGCCCUCCUCCCACCAGACCAAUCGGAAAUCCCCAGACUGGUCCUCUACUUCCAAACAACUCACGACUCUCUAGGCCGCCCCAUCUCUAUGCUCCCCCUCGUAACAGUCAAACACAUCGCCCUCACCCAUCUAAUCAUCUGCUCCAUCCACAUGCACCAAAACGGCCACCUCCACCUCAACGACCACCUCCCCUCCCACCCCCGGUACAAAACCCUCUGGACCGAAGCCUCCAUCAUGAGAUCCUCAGGCGUCAAGGUAAUGGGCAUGAUCGGCGGCGCAGCCCCCGGCUCCUUUUCCCGCUCCACCCUCGACAGCCCCUCCGACCUCACCUUUGACCACUACUACCGCCAGCUCGCCUCCUUCAUCAGGCGGUACAGCCUCCAAGGCUUGGACAUCGACGUCGAGCAGCCCAUGUCCCAGGGGGGGAUCGCCCGGCUCAUCCUCCGUCUGCGGUGGGACUUUGGCCCCGAUUUCAUCAUCACCCUCGCCCCCGUCGCGAGCGGGCUCACCAACGAGUGGGGCGGGCUCAGCGGGUUCGACUAUCGGGUUUUGGAACGGGAUUAUGGAUCUCUUAUCAAUUUUUACAAUGCUCAGUUCUACAAUGGGUUCGGGUCGGUGCAUUCGACGUCUCACUUUGAGAGGACGGUGGAUGAGGGGUGGGAUCCGGAGAAGAUUGUCAUCGGGCAGUUGACUGAUCGGGGUGUGCAUCAGCAUGUUUCGCUGAACAGGACUGUUGUGCAGCUGAGGAGGAAGCUGGGAGUUAUCGGGGGGAUUAUGGGGUGGGAGUACUUUAAUGCUUUGCCGGGGGGGGCAGACGCGCCGUGGGAGUGGGCGCAGGUGAUGACUCAAAUCUUGAGGCCGGGUCUGGUUCCCGAGAUGAAGAUUGCAAAGGACGAUGCGAUCAUGCUGAUGGAGACGUGGGUGGAGAGUGCCUGGCCUGGGGCGGCGGUGAUUUGUGCGAGUGUGGGAGGUGCUGGCAAUGAGGCGUGCGCAGCCGAAGCGGGUAGGCCGAAUGUUGAUUACAUGGCCAUGGUAAAUGCCUAG
Podospora pseudocomata is the source of this 1143-nucleotide messenger RNA. RefSeq lists its product as uncharacterized. The record is from RefSeq and is a predicted model, not a curated record. The coding region runs from base 1 to 1143 and encodes 380 amino acids. NCBI's taxonomy places the organism in Eukaryota, Fungi, Ascomycota, Sordariomycetes, Sordariales, Podosporaceae. Gene Ontology annotation, biological process: carbohydrate metabolic process. The transcript has a single exon.